Molecule: messenger RNA, 1351 nt
Organism: Salvia hispanica
Lineage: Eukaryota; Viridiplantae; Streptophyta; Magnoliopsida; Lamiales; Lamiaceae
Source: RefSeq, a predicted model, not a curated record
GCCAAAUUUUUUUGUCAUAAAAGGAUGAUGUAGAAAAGUUUUCUUCAUCAAUUGAGAGAGAGAGAUGGAAGGAAUGAGAGAGAUCCCAAUAUCCUACUACGAAAGAGCAAGUGAGGCCGAGAAGGAAAAGAUCAAACUAGUCUUCGAAAACGCCGACAUCAACGGCGACGGGAAGAUAACCCAUGCGGAGAUGAAUAAGGUGAUUAGCCUGACGGAAGCCUUGUUCCAUAAAUUCGACAUGAACGGCGACGGGUGCGUCGAUUUCAACGAGUUUAUGUGCCUUUACUACUUGAGUGGUCGUAAGAUGUCGGUGCGCAGAUGCAACGACUGCCAUGAGAUUCUGGUGGGCCCUUACUUCGCUUGCUUCCUUUGCCUCGGAAGAGGCGAUCAUACGUACGACCUCUGCUGUUCUUGCUACCGCCGCGGUGCCGAGUCGUCGCAUGAGCACUCCGUCGAGCACAUGGUGGAUCAUCACUCUCUGCUUAGCCUCUUCAGGGAACAAAAAGCUCAAAACAAGAAAGAAAUGGAGGAAAUUCGCGAAAUUGCGAAAGCCCUUCACCAAGCCAGCUCUCCUGAAGUCCAAGAACUAGCAACCGAGUUCUACCAAUCCCUGGACUCGGACGGAGACGACCGAGUCGAUCUGUCUGAGUUCCUAGCCUUCAUGAAGGAAGAAGGCUAUUCCUACAAGAAAAUCCCUAGUUUGUUCGACGAGCUCGACGUAGACAGCAACGGUACCCUCGACUUCUUCGAAGUCAUGACGCUCAUCUACAUCUUCAAGAGCGGCCGCCCUCAAUGCGAAUGCUGUGACAAAAUCAUCCCCGGUGUGUUCUUCUCAUGCACCGAGUGCUUUAAGAAUCCCAAAAGCUCGUUCGAUCUGUGCAAGGAUUGUUACGUGAAGGGGAGUCGCGACCAUAAACACGGCGGCCGGGCCCAGUUUUUGGACAGUCAUACGUUGUUGCAGGCUAUGAGAUAUCCGGAGAUUGCAGAUAUGUCAGGCGUAACGAUUCAUGAGCUGCAGGAAGGGAAUAAAUCCACAAAUGACAUAGCUCCAUCAAACUCAAAGUGGAGAAAAAGGAAGGCCGCAUUUUAUGCACUUGACGCCGCAGUCAAAUUCGGGAGCCAAUAUGAGAGAGCCAAAUAAAUUCUAAAAGAAAAGGGCUAAGAAAAUGCAUUUCUUUAUGAUAUUGUACAUGCAGUCUAAGAAUGUUGAUUGGACUACUUCUUUUUUUUUUUUCUUGUUCAUGUCAUCUUUAUCUUUUGUCUUCGGGUGUAUGUUUAGUGUGAAAGACAUCAUUUAAAAUGAUGUAGUACUAAAGAUAACUAUUUCACAUUAUUUAUUUUCUUACUUUUA